Messenger RNA from Grosmannia clavigera kw1407, 1413 nucleotides. RefSeq names its product peroxisomal catalase. Gene Ontology annotation, biological process: response to hydrogen peroxide; hydrogen peroxide catabolic process. Gene Ontology annotation, molecular function: catalase activity; heme binding. The transcript has 3 exons. Gene Ontology annotation, cellular component: peroxisome; cytoplasm; mitochondrion. NCBI's taxonomy places the organism in Eukaryota, Fungi, Ascomycota, Sordariomycetes, Ophiostomatales, Ophiostomataceae. The coding region runs from base 1 to 1413 and encodes 470 amino acids. The record is from RefSeq and is a predicted model, not a curated record.
AUGGCAGCCAAUGACAAAGCACCGUCGACCUACCGGUACGAUGAGAAGCCGGUGUAUACGACAUCCAAUGGAUGUCCCAUCGACAGCCCAACCAAAUACCAGCGUAUCAGCAACGGCCCGCUACUGCUUCAGGACUUCCACCUGAUCGACCUGCUGGCACAUUUUGACCGCGAGCGCGUCCCAGAGCGUGUGGUCCACGCCAAGGGAGCCGGAGCGUUUGGCGAGUUUGAGCUGACGCACGACCUCAGCGACAUCACGUCCAUCGGCAUGCUGACGGGAGCUGUGGGCAAGAAGACGCCGCUGGUGGCCCGGUUCUCGACCGUGGGGGGUGAGAAGGGCUCGGCCGACUCGGCGCGAGACCCAAGAGGCUUCUCGCUCAAGUUUUACACGGACGAGGGCAACUGGGACUGGGUGUUCAACAACACGCCGGUCUUCUUCCUGCGGGACCCGACCAACUUCCCGGAGGCAGCGCACCAGGUGAUGCAUCUGUUCUCGGACCGCGGCACGCCGUACUCGUACCGCCACAUGAACGGCUACUCGGGCCACACGUACAAGUUCACCAAGCCGGACGGCAGCUUUGUCUACGUGCAGGUCCACGCCAAGACGGACCAGGGCAGCAAGACGUUUGACAACGAGACGGCCGGCAAGCUGGCGGGCGAGAACCCGGACUGGCACACGCAGGACCUGUUCGAGGCGAUUGAGCGUGGCGAGCACCCGAGCUGGACGGUGUACGUGCAGGUGCUGACGCCGGAGCAGGCCGAGAAGUUCCGGUGGAACAUCUUUGACCUGACCAAGGUGUGGCCGCAGGGCGAGGUGCCGCUGCGGCCGGUCGGCCGCUUCCGGCUGACGCGCAACCCCGAGAACUACUUUGCGCAGAUCGAGCAGGCCGCUUUCUCGCCGUCGCACAUGGUGCCAGGCGUCGAGCCGACAGCCGAUCCGGUCUUGCAGUCGCGGCUGUUUUCGUAUCCAGACACGCACCGCCACCGUCUCGGCACCAACUACCAGCAGAUCCCGGUCAACCGGCCGCUGCGGGCGUUCAAUCCGUUCCAUCGCGACGGCGCCAUGGCCGUCGACGGCAACUACGGCGCCAACCCCAACUACGAGAGCUCGUACCGCGCCUUGACCUACAAGCCGAUCGUGCCCACAGUCGCGGCCCACGAGAAGUGGGUGGGUGCCGUGUCGUCGGCCGUGUUCGCCGACGUCUCCGACGAAGACUUUGUGCAGCCCAACGCGCUCUGGAAGGUCCUUGGCCGCACUGCCGGCCAGCAGGACAAUUUUGUCCACAAUGUGGCCGGCCAUCUGUCGGCGGCCAAGAAGGACACGCGCGAGCGUACGUACGGCAUGUUUUCCCGCAUCGACGCCGAUCUGGGCCGGCGGAUCAAGAAGGAGACCGAGGCUGAGGCGAACAAGUGA